AUGUCUCCGGUAGCAACCCAGGUUUGGACGGCGGUACUGCUACUUGCAACAAGCCUUCUGGCAGCCAUUUCCGAGCAAGCGCCUUCUCCUCCGCCCAUUACCAUUAAACCAGGCUGCCUCGCCGAGUGCGCGGGCAAAAGUAUUCCUUACCCCUUUGGCACUGGUAAUGGUUGUUUCCUCCCGGGCUUCGAGGUCACCUGCAACAACACAUUCUCUCCACCUCGGCUGUUUCUGGGGUCUUCCUUAGCCACCGGAGCUAUCCAGAUUAUCACCGGCGGGAACUACUCCAUCGCUGAUGUCAACCAUGAAACCAACCCUAGCGACAUGUUUGAUAAAACACCAAUGGAGGUCGUGGAUAUCUCGGUCUCCCUGGCUGAAGUGCGGCUAUAUGCUGCGGUCAGCACUGACUGCAGAGUAGACUAUCCCUACCAUUCUUUCAUCCGAGAAACAACAUUUGCCCCCUUUGAUCUCCAGGGGCCUUUCCGCAUCUCUUCAAGCCGAAAUGAUCUCAUCGGCGUUGGCAUGAACGUCGUUGCUAUCUUGUCCGAGUCGUUACGUGGUUCGGGGACCGUUGUAGCCACCUGCCAAUCCCUGCUAAAUAGUGGAUACUCGACAAUCCCUGAUGAUGGUCCGUGCAACGGACAAGGCUGCUGCAAGGGCGACAUUACCAAAGAACUCGGACAUCUGACGGUCGUAGCUGAUAAUAUGAGAGAAAACUGGGGUCGCACUGUUACCACAAACUGCUCCUUCACGAUGCUGGUGGAGAAGGGGUGGUACAACUACACCUCAAAAGAUCUCUACGGGGGCGAGGUCUACCUAAGCAAUAAAUUCCAGGGAGGCGUCCCACAAGUAUUGAACUUCGCCAUUGGGAAUGGAUCGUGUCCGUUGAAAGGACAGGUACCAACCCCGGGCUAUUUGUGUCUCAGCGGCAACAGCAAGUGCAUCGACGCAACCAACAGGACCGGGUAUGUGUGCAAGUGCUUCGACCACUACGAUGGAAACCCAUACAUCCCUGGUGGAUGCCAAGACAUUGACGAGUGUGUACUCAGAGAGCAGUAUCCCGACUUGCGAGCUAAGUAUCCUUGCUCCAGCAGUGGGGUCUGCAAAAACCGGGUAGGAGGAUACGACUGUCCAUGCAAGCCUGGAAUGAAAGGUGAUGGCAAAACAGGAACCUGCACUGAGAAAUUCCCCCUGCCAGCUAAGGUGGCUGUGGGUGUUGUAGGUGGUCUUUCAAUCAUUGUUGUUCUUGUGCUCAUUGUGCUUUUCCUGAAUGAGAGAAAAAAGAUGAAGGAACGUUUCCUAAAAAAUGGUGGCCCUAUGCUGCAAAAAAUUAGCAACAUAAAGAUCUUCAAGGAGGAUGAGCUGAAGCGAAUUACAAAAAACUAUAGUGUUACUCUUGGAAGUGGUGCAUUUGGUGUGGUAUACAAGGGGUUUCUUGGUGACGGACAAUUUGCUGCUGUGAAGAAGUCCAAAUCUCCUAAUAAAGCAAAGAAAGCCAAAUCCCUCGAAGAAGGAGAGAACGACCAGUUCGCCAAUGAAGUCAUCAUCCAAUCAAAAGUCAUCCACAAGAACAUUGUGAGGCUCAUAGGUUGCUGUCUUGAGGUUGAUGUUCCUAUUUUGGUCUACGAGUUUAUCCUCAAUGGUAGCCUUGAGGACGUUCUCCAUGAUACAAAGAGCAAGGUUCAUCUCACAAUGGAUCAACGUAUAGUCAUUGCUGCAGAAUCAGCGGAAGGUCUGGCUUAUAUGCACUCGAAGACGUCUCACAACAUCCUACAUGGUGAUGUUAAACCUGCGAAUAUACUUUUGGGUGAUAAUUACGUACCAAAAAUAUCGGAUUUUGGAAUAUCAAGGCUAAUUGCCAGAAGUAAUGAUGAGGAGAGUGAUCAUGUCAUUGGUGAUAACAAUUACAUGGAUCCAGUCUAUCGAGACACUGGCCUGUUGACCAACAAGAGUGAUGUUUAUAGUUUUGGUCUUGUUCUCUAUGAGCUCAUUACUGGAAACAAAGCAGACUGUCGUCAUGGUUGCAGCUUGGUAAUAAAUCAACUGGAGAGUUACACAACAGAGAACACAACAAAUCUGAGGCCUUUCAUACAACCCAAACAAGGCAAAGACAGUGAGCUUCUCCAAAGUCUUUCUGAGAUUGCCAGAGAGUGCUUACAGGGUGAAGUGGAUCAAAGGCCAGAGAUGACAGACGUAGCCGAACGUCUCCAAAAUAUCAGGAAGUGGUGUGCUACCAAAUCGCCCUCUGCAUAG
Lolium rigidum is the source of this 2253-nucleotide messenger RNA. RefSeq names its product wall-associated receptor kinase 1-like. Bases 1 to 2253 code for a protein of 750 amino acids. The transcript is spliced from 3 exons. NCBI's taxonomy places the organism in Eukaryota, Viridiplantae, Streptophyta, Magnoliopsida, Poales, Poaceae. Gene Ontology annotation, biological process: protein phosphorylation; cell surface receptor signaling pathway. Gene Ontology annotation, molecular function: protein serine/threonine kinase activity; polysaccharide binding; calcium ion binding. Gene Ontology annotation, cellular component: plasma membrane. The record is from RefSeq and is a predicted model, not a curated record.